Molecule: messenger RNA, 1197 nt
Organism: Menidia menidia (Atlantic silverside)
Lineage: Eukaryota; Metazoa; Chordata; Actinopteri; Atheriniformes; Atherinopsidae
Source: the annotation of a GenBank genome assembly
UUGGAGGAUUUGUGGCUUCUCCUUACCAAAGGCAAAAUGAGCUGGAGCUUCCUCACACGCCUGCUGGAUGAGAUUUCCAAUCACUCCACCUUUGUGGGCAAAAUCUGGCUCACCUUCCUCAUAGUCUUUCGGAUCGUGCUAACUGCGGUUGGGGGUGAAUCGAUCUACUAUGAUGAACAGAGUAAAUUUGUAUGCAACACACAACAACCUGGUUGCGAGAAUGUGUGCUACGAUGCAUUUGCGCCGCUGUCGCACAUUCGAUUCUGGGUAUUUCAGGUGAUCAUGAUUACCACACCCACCAUUAUGUACCUUGGGUUUGCUAUGCACAAGAUUGCCCGCAUGGACGAUGAUGAUUAUAGGCCCCGAAGCAGGAAGAAGAUGCCCAUUGUGAGUCGUGGCGCCAACAGGGACUAUGAAGAAGCAGAGGAUAAUGGAGAGGAAGAUCCCAUGAUCUUGGAGGAGAUUGAGCCAGAGAAGGACAAGGAAGUUGCAGAGAAGCCCUCCAAAAAGCACGAUGGUCGCCGUCGUAUCAAGAGAGAUGGCCUGAUGAAGGUCUAUAUUUUUCAGCUGCUAUCGCGUGCCAUUUUUGAAGUUUCAUUCUUAUUUGGGCAGUAUGUUCUCUACGGGCUGGAGGUGGCGCCAUCGUACGUAUGCACACGCUCUCCGUGCCCACACACGGUGGAUUGUUUCGUCUCGCGUCCCACCGAGAAAACGAUUUUCCUGCUCAUUAUGUACGGCGUCAGUGCUUUGUGUCUGCUCUUUACCGUAUUGGAGAUUCUCCACCUUGGCUUCAGCGGUAUACGCGACUGCCUUUGUACGCCACGGCCUCGGUCUCCAGCCCCCCGUCACCCCGCGAUGACCAGUCAGAGGUCUUCCAUCUGCCGGCAGCCCUCGGCCCCUCCCGGUUACCACACAGCUCUGAAGAAGGACCCAUCAGGAAAAAUGGGCUUCAGGGAUAACCUGGGAGACUCGGGGCGAGAGUCCUUUGGGGAUGAGGCGUCGUCUCGGGAGCUGGAGAGGCUCCGCAGACACUUAAAACUGGCCCAGCAGCAUCUGGAUUUGGCCUAUCAGAAUGAAGAGAGCAGCCCGUCGCGCAGCAGCAGCCCGGAGUCGAACGGAACCGCAGUGGAGCAGAACAGACUAAACUUUGCCCAGGAAAAGCAGAGCAGUACCUGUGAUAAAGGUCUCCGUGCAUAG